GCCACGAUCCAGGCCAUUCUGCAUGAAAGCGACAAGGUUUGUGUCCCAUGAUUAAAAGUUCGUGGCCGGUGUGCCCAAAAAUUUCGUCGUUGAUAUGUUCGUCAGGCUCACGGGUCCCCUGCUCAGCACCAAGCAGAAGGACGUGGAACUCAACGUUGAGAAGUUUUCGUUGUCAGCAAAAGGCUCCGUCAAGAUUGCCCUUCCAAGUGGAGGACGCUGCCUGUCCAGUAGAUGAAAAGAUGCGGAAACUGGCGCUGAGCAGGGGUCUGAAGAUGAUCUGAGCACGGACAGCGAGAUGUGGUGGUCGCCUCGUCAAGGAGAAGUAGGACACCGACUUCUACAUUCUCGACAAGUUCCCGCUGGCUGUGCGUCCGUUCUCCACGAUGCCGGACCUGAAGGACUAGCGUUGGAGCAACUCAUGAUGAUCCGUGGCGAGGAGAUCGUCUCUGGUGCUCAGCGUGUGCACCACCCCAAGCUGCUAAUGCAGGCAUGGGCGAGCUCGGGGCUGUGGCAGGUGUAUUGGUCUGGAGCGUGUGUCAUGCCGUACCUGAAUCUGGGCAAAAUCCGUAUGACCUCCAUGUUCCCGCGUGACCCGGAGCGAUUGUUCCCGUAA
This is a messenger RNA of Phytophthora nicotianae INRA-310, 613 nucleotides long. RefSeq names its product aspartyl-tRNA synthetase, cytoplasmic. The transcript has 2 exons. Gene Ontology annotation, biological process: aspartyl-tRNA aminoacylation. NCBI's taxonomy places the organism in Eukaryota, Oomycota, Peronosporomycetes, Peronosporales, Peronosporaceae. Gene Ontology annotation, cellular component: cytosol; aminoacyl-tRNA synthetase multienzyme complex; cytoplasm. The coding region runs from base 296 to 613 and encodes 105 amino acids. The record is from RefSeq and is a predicted model, not a curated record. Gene Ontology annotation, molecular function: ATP binding; aspartate-tRNA ligase activity; RNA binding.